Sebastes umbrosus (honeycomb rockfish) is the source of this 3330-nucleotide messenger RNA. RefSeq names its product FYVE, RhoGEF and PH domain-containing protein 4-like. Bases 165 to 3125 code for a protein of 986 amino acids. The transcript has 16 exons. Lineage: Eukaryota; Metazoa; Chordata; Actinopteri; Perciformes; Sebastidae. Gene Ontology annotation, cellular component: cytoplasm. Gene Ontology annotation, biological process: filopodium assembly; cytoskeleton organization. The record is from RefSeq and is a predicted model, not a curated record. Gene Ontology annotation, molecular function: guanyl-nucleotide exchange factor activity; metal ion binding.
CUUGUCAAACAACAGCAGAGAGGAUAGUGGCAUUGAUUGAACACGUGAAAUAGUGAAAACAGUUGCACACGUUGCUCUCCCUCUUCUCUCUCUUUCUGAUAACAAUUUACUGGUUUGUUUUUUUCUGCAGAAACAGCAGGUGGUGGAAGUUGUACUUUGUAACAAUGUUUGACCUGAAAAAGAGGAAUAGUUUGACUCUGAACAGCCGAGAGACUGAGGAGUUCAGAAGAGUGGCAGUCAGAAGGAAGGUCAAAGGUGCUGCAGUGGACUGCCUCAACUCACACACAGUAGUGAGCAGCAGUGGAGUUAGCGGCUCGUACAGCUGUGGCCAGGCUUGUGACAGAGACUGUGGAUCAGAACCAAACGCUAAACCUGGUGCCGAGGAAGACAACGAAAGAAGCCCAGCGAAAAGAUCACCUCUCAAACCACAAGUGCCUCCUAAACCAGCUCACCUCAAGAGUCCUCUGAGGGCAGGACAAGCUCAAGCCCUCAGUCCCACUACAGGAAAAUCACUACCUCAACCAGUUAACGGCACAGAGCAAGACCAGAGUCCUAACAGAGGUCACGGAGUUUCUGCUUCCUGUGUCAGCCCAGCGCAGAACUGUCUAGGCUCCCCUAGUCCAAUCAGAGGAAGAGGGAACAGUUUUUUGAAUGGAGCACAUAUCAGCCCUGCCAGACUCACUCAGGGGGUUUCUUACAUUACAAGCAGUCCACUUUUAGGAUCUCCAAGUCCAGGCAAAAGAGGCAUUCGGAGCCGUAGCCCAUCGAGGGAAGGAGGGCACAGCCCUGCUAAAUUGUCCCCGAGGAACCUCAGCCCUCUCGGAGGAUUACUGCGGACCCCCAGUCCCAUACAGGGCAGGAUGGGGAGCUACAGCCCCGCCAUGAACUCUAAAUCCUGGCUAGGACUGCACAGGAUCCCAGGCAGCAAGACAGACGGACAAGACAAGAGAGCGGGGAAGUCUUUGAGCGUGCCCGACUUGAUUGUUUACAUGGACGAGAGCAGGAUUCCCACCAAAAAAGUUGAACGCUCUCUUCUGAAAUCGCCGCAAUCCAUCAACUGCACCGUGCCAGCCAUCACCAUCAAAGCACCGGUUCACCACAGACUCAAUCAUGCCGUGAGUGAAAACCAUCUAUCGAGCAUCGGAAAAAAAGAGCACUCUCCAGGACAAAUGAACGGCGUAGUGAAGGGGAGAGAUUGCCCGGUGGUAAACGGGAAGGGAAUAAAUGACAAAACGGAAGAAGGCAAGAUGCGUAUACGAUACGGCUCCAAGUCCACCUGCCAGUGGAACGAGGCGACAACAGAAGAUGAUGGGAUUUGCAAGGAGUCUAAAGGUGAACAAAGUGAUGAGGAGACGAGGAACGAGAGAGGAGGAGAGACUAAAGAUGAAGAGAACACCGAGCAGAAGUUGUACAAUAUAGCCAAUGAACUGCUGCAGACGGAGAGACACUACGUGGCUCGUCUCCACCUGCUGGACCAGGUGUUCUGCUCACGCCUAACGGAAGAGGCGGGCCGAGGCUCGUUUCCUCCCGACGUGAUAAGAAAUAUGUUCUCCAACAUUUCCUCCAUCUACUCCUUCCACAGCCAGUUCCUGCUGCCUGACCUGGAAAGCUGCAUCAGCCACUGGUGUGAGAGCCCGGGCCUGGGUACGGUUCUGCUGCAACACGCACCCUUCCUGAGGAUGUACGCAGACUACGUCAGCAACUUUGACCAGGCCAUGGAGCUGGUGAGGACCUGGACUGAACGCUCCUCUGCCUUCAGAAACAUCGUCCAGGACAUACAGAGUCAGGAGGUGUGUGGCAGCCUGACCCUGCAGCACCACAUGUUGGAACCGGUCCAGAGGGUUCCACGCUACGAGAUGCUGCUCCGGGAUUACUUGAAGAAACUGCCCAAGGAUAACCCAGAUUAUGAUCUUGCUCACAAGUCCUUGCAGACCAUUUCCAUGGCAGCCACCCACUCAAACAGCGCCAUCCACAAAGCUGAGAGCCUGAAGCGGCUGCUGGAGAUCUACGAGAUGGUCGGAGAGGAGGAGGUGGUCAACCCGACCAACGAGUUCCUCAGGGAAGGUCGUCUGUUCAAGCUUGCUGCCAGGAACGCAUCUGCCAUGGAGAGGCACCUAUUCCUGUUCAACAACUUCCUGCUGUGCUGCAAUCCAAAGUUCAGCCUAGUUGGGCAGCGUUUUACUGUCCGCUGCAGGAUCGGAGUGGAUGGCAUGGAGGUGCAGCAGACCACCAAUGAAGACCACCCGUACACCUUCCAGGUCUCUGGAAAGGAGAAGACCCUUGAGUUGCAGACCAGCUCUGAACAAGACCGAGAUGAGUGGAUUAAGGUAAUUCAGCGAGCCAUUGAUGUGUUUCAGAAGAAAAAUGAAACCUUCAAAUUGGCUUCUAAGGAGCUGAAUGUAGAAGAACCAUCCGAGGAACUCGGCCGACGCGCCCCUCGCUGGAUCAGGGACAACGAGGUGACCGUGUGCAUGAAAUGCCAGGAGCCUUUCAACGCACUCACCAGGAGAAGACAUCACUGCAGAGCCUGUGGCUGCGUGGUGUGCUGGAAGUGUUCAGACAAUAAAGUGGCUUUAGAGUACGACGGCAACAAGCUGAACAAAGUGUGUAAAUCCUGCUACUCCAUCCUGACCGAGAGGGUGGAGGGAAAGAAGAGGAGGACACUGGAGUCGGAGGUAUCUGCAGUGUCUAGUGACUGCGUAAUGAGUGGCUUCCUGCUGUAUGGUGACAACCCCAACACCUGGCAACACGUAUGGUCUGUUAUCCCCCUGACUGAACCUCUGGUCCUCCAGCUGUACACCGCUCCUCAGGAUGUGAAGCCCGUGUCCACUAUACCUCUACUGGGCAGCAGUGUGGAGGAUUCCCCCGAGGAUCUCCAGGGUCAGCCUUGUUUCUGUUUAAGACAAUCUAAAAGCACCCACACUUUCUUCUGCGCCGGCUCGGGUCUCAAACAGAGCUGGCUGACUGCUCUGAAAGAUGCUGCGACCGACAGGCAGUGCACACUCGAUGGCUAUGACAUCAUCACCAAUGGCUCCAGAUGUUACGUUAAUGGUAACGUCAGUGACGGAAGUGUCUCUAGUGGUGAGGAAUUUAUCAUCAUUGGACACCAGGAAUACCACUGCUGAAUGUUUGAGAAGACGGCCACGCAACAGAUGUUGAGCUUUGAACUGAACAUUUUAUAAAAUGAAUGAAAUCUAGAAUCAGGAAUGUAAAAGUUGUUAAUAAGAAUAUUCAGACUGAGAAGUGUGUUUUUCCUUCCAAGUGGCGAUGCACUUUAUUUCUGAAAUGGUUUUACAGUAAAAUAAAUAAAGUGAAGGUGUUUUAACAUGA